This is a messenger RNA of Cladocopium goreaui, 2580 nucleotides long. NCBI's taxonomy places the organism in Eukaryota, Dinophyceae, Suessiales, Symbiodiniaceae. The record is from the annotation of a GenBank genome assembly.
AUGGUGGAGCGCGGACCAACGCAGGCAUGGGCACCAAGGACCUCCACCGAAGAUGCUCAGUUGAAAGUGAAGGGGCGAGAAGACUUGAAGCGCACUGUCACGCCGACCUCGAGUGAUGCUGCGACUUUCGCCACAAGUCUACGCGAAGCUGCUGCCGGUGAGCCGGGUCGAAAUGCCCUGGCCGUCACGGAACAACGGAGUGCUGGAGGGCGGCCCAGCAUCACCUCCAGCGAUCAAGGUUCAAGGAGUCAGGAGAAGGGCGGCGAACUCGUGACGUCGCCUUCAUCCAGUAGUGUGCUGCAUUCCUACAAAGGAGCACCCUCUACAAUGAAAUCGAAGGCCAAGGGCAAAUGGAAGGCGUUUGCGCAUGGCGUUGGAAGGCUUUGCUCAUGCAUUGCCGAGAACAAAGCCUUCGUUUUCGUUGGAACCUUCAUCACCGUGUGGGCUCUGAUAGGAGAUGACUUGAAACUGCUGGUCACCAAUCGACCCGUGGAUAAUAUCUUCGAUGGCCUGGUGGUGUUUUGCAUAGUAUUCUUCACCUUGGAGGUGCUGGUGUGCAGCCUAGGCAAAGACGACUAUUUUAUGAGCUUCUUCUUCUGCCUUGAUGUCUUGUCAACCUUGACACUCUUCAUGGAUCUCACAGUGGUGUCAGAAGCCCUCUUUGGAGACAGCGACUCUGACCCCAGCAACACCAGAACCAGCCGGACGGCCCGUGUUGGAGCCAAAGUCGGGCGAAUCGUUCGAGUGCUGCGCUUGAUUCGAAUUGUGAAGCUCUUUAAAGCUUUUCUGGCCUCUUCGAAACCCAAGAAGAAGCCACCCAGAGAUCGACUGUCCAUGGCAGAAGAAGAUGAUGAUGACAAUUUUCCGGAAGAAGAGGAACACUUCGACAAAGAAAGCUUAGUCGGGAAGAAACUUUCGGUCUCCUGGGGUGAGCGCCAGAGCCACCGACAGGGCGAGAACCAACAAAGCAACGUGCACGAGCCGCGAUGCUAUUGGGUGCCCUGGCGAGUGCGUUUUGGCCACAGCCGAGCCAACAGUCCGGUGUCCUGGGAGAUUCCGGAGCAACGAUGUUCAGCUCAAAAAAUCCACCAAAACGGACUGAGGAAUUCUCCUUAUUCUCCUUCUGGAAUCCCAGGCCUGAACUUCUACUCACACGUCCGGAUCAUCUUGACCAUCGUGAGGCGCCGAGUGGGAGCUGCCCAUCUCAUUGUGAUGCGCACAGCUGCGAGCUUCACUUCGCGCAAGGGGCAAACGGAUGACGAAGUGAGGCCUCACGAGUUUUGGUCCGAUGGGCGGCGGGACCCGUCUCAGCCAUCACGCUCGCCACGCUCGCGGGCCACGACCUUCUGCGCGGCGGUGGAAGGCGAUGAUGACUUCGAAUUUGAGGAGGACAAUGGCCUGGCGGUUGCCUAUCCUACUUUGGACACGAAAGGGACUGAAAAAAAUGUGCAGCAGAAGACCACGAAGAGCACAGCCCUCCCAGCGGACAGCUUGAAGCCGACCACUCGGUUCAAGGAGGAGCCUUCAGGUAGCAGUCCGCGGACGCCAGGAUCAGGCCGUGGACUGGGAUUUCGAAGUUCCAGAAGUUCCAUCAGCAGCUUGUCGGAAAAUGCACGGAAAGCAGCUGCCACCCGGGCAGCCAUGGCUGGUUUGAAUAUCAGCAUGGAAGAUCCGGAUACAGGAAGGGGGCAAGGUGGUGUGAUCACCCGUGCAGUCUCCCGGAUCUUACGUGCUGGAAUUCACUGGACAUAUCUUCCGAAAAGGGUUGCUUUAUCCAGUCUGGGAGUGAGAGCCGAUGGUGGGGCAGAGGAGUCUAGGCGAGACGAAACUCGCUCCAUGUUCUCUAUGGUGGCAGGUGCGGCAGAUGUCACAGUGUUGAAGCUCUCCUUUGUGGCAAAGUCCAGAACUGAGAGCAAAGAGUUGAGACCAGCUACGAUUCGAUCCACCGUGCAAGAGUUCAAGGAGGCCACAGCGGAUGCUGCACAGCAACUGGAGCAGCUGGGCUUCUGUUUCUGGCGCCAGGGGGUCAGUAUGGACUGCUGCCAGCGGCUGGCGAGAUACGUGGAUGAGGCCCUCCUUGCUGCAGAAGCGGAGGUGGCCGCUGCAGACCAGGAGACGCGCUAUGCGCGGCACCGGACGUAUUUCAGAAGGCUGGCACAUGCGACGCGGCAAGAUCGGAUUGAGUUCACCCUGCCGAUGGUUCCUGUUGUGGUUGAUGCCUUGAAGGAAAUGGUGGCCUCAGUUGGUGGCUUGUUGGAACCCUUCGUGAGCAGAUCUGGAAGAUUGGUGGAUCUCUCGUGCAUGAUCAGUGAUCCAGGCUGUGAGUUCCAACCUCUACAUGCAGAUACUUCCAUGGAAAGGGUGAAAUUCACGGUCUUUGUGGCCUUACAAGACGUGACAAAGGAGAUGGGACCGACGUUUCUGUGCCCAGAAACGCACAACUUUGAAAGCCAUGCAGCUCUGGAUGUGAUGAAAAAGAUGCCAGUGCCUCAUGAAGAGAUGUUGGAACGCUUCGGAGCUGUUCCUGCACUCUGCAACUGCGGCGACAUUUUUAUCAUGACGCUUGGCGGCAGGAGCUAG